UUCCCCUCUACAAAUUUAGUUCUCUGAUAUUUUUCUGCAAUCCAACGUGGGUGCUUCAAGCAUGCAAGGUCCUUCAAACAGUGUAAUCGUUCCAUGGAUUAAUAGUUGUGAAUUUGAGGCAGUGUACCAUGGGUUAUUUGGUGGAUGUACCUCUGCACAAAAACAAGCCUUAGCAAGAAUCAAUGUUUGGAAAAGCAGAUGUAUUCUGCCUGUUGCUGUAGAGAGUACAGAUGCACUAAUUAAAGUUUAUAUAAAUGAACAUGAAGGGAAGAAAUCUGGUCAGAAUAUGGAAGAUUCUAUUAGAAAUGCAUACAGCUUAGCCAUUAUUAGGUUUGUGAAUCAUAUAACAGAAAGAAGCCAAGUGAAGCAGUAUAUGCAGGCUGUUCACAGACUUGCAGGAGAGUUGGGAGUUCCAGAAUGGAUAGUGAACUUAAGACAUGAUGCUACACAUGGUCGUCUGCCAUCAUUAGAUUUACUGAAGACAGCUGCUGACUGGUGUAUUCAAUGGUUAAAGGAUGAAUAUUGGGAAAAACAGUUGGAGGGUAUGGCUUAUCAACAAGACCAUCCAAUGAAAGAUACAAAAGACAGCAAAGUUAAAGAUAAUAUCACAGAGAUGCUUAAUAGUUUUAAAAUUAAGAAGACGCUUACAUCAAAGAAAAGGGGAAGUAAGACAACACAGAUAUUGAAGAACAUAGAAGUAGAAUUAUUACGCAAUAGGGAGAAAGCUGUAACAUCAAUGUCAAAAAUAAUUGAAGGUCAAGUUAAAAAGAAUGUUGACGCAGAAGACACUUUAUCAUUCUGGCACCCAGUUCUUAAGAUUUAUCACCAGUAUGGUUUGACACUAUCCAUGCUGAAGUGUUUACCUGUUACAGAUGGUUGCCAUGGAAUUAUUUCAUCAUUUCUUUACCAGCUGGCUGAUACCGGAUGUUCAAACAAAAUAGUGGAGUACUUUGAUUGUGUAUUGAAUAGUGUGGACCAAUACAGUGUACUGUGUCUGUAA
Mytilus trossulus (common blue mussel) is the source of this 1000-nucleotide messenger RNA. Its product is annotated as ribosomal biogenesis protein LAS1L-like. Gene Ontology annotation, molecular function: endonuclease activity. Lineage: Eukaryota; Metazoa; Mollusca; Bivalvia; Mytilida; Mytilidae. The transcript is spliced from 10 exons. Gene Ontology annotation, cellular component: preribosome, large subunit precursor; Las1 complex. The coding region runs from base 62 to 1000 and encodes 312 amino acids. Gene Ontology annotation, biological process: maturation of LSU-rRNA; maturation of 5.8S rRNA. The record is from RefSeq and is a predicted model, not a curated record.